ACCGAGAAUGAUAGUCGCCCGAUGGCCUCAUGGGGGCCUGAAUAUGUCCCCACUCAGCCACCUCAGCCACUGACAGUGCCGAGCCAAUCAUACGCUGAGCCAGUGCCCGCACGUUCCAUCUCGCUCACCGAGGAGUCGGAUCCCCAUCAUGGUCACUCGCAUACCGGUCAUAGCCACUCUGCUGCACAUCGGCGCCGAGGGGGCUCUCCACGUCGUACGCGCUCGCCAUCGCCCCGUUUUGCUGCCACGAUGAGGUUAAGCCCUCUGCCCUCAAGUAAGCGGCUCCUAGAGAAAAAACCAGCACUCGCUUGCCUUUUCUGCAGAGGGCGUAAAAUCGCAUGCGGCCCGCCUGUACCGGGAAGCAAGGACAAAACCUGCAAUCAGUGCGCUAGGCGUCACCUAAAGUGCGAGUACCCUCUCGAAUCGAGACGUGGGAUGCGUAAGCGAAAGGCGUCAGCCUCGACACCUCCUUGCAGCACUCCUGCGAACGUGAACGUCGACGGUCCGAAGGUCACGGUUAAGGCUAGCCGAAAGCGGUGAGCUUACAGGCAGGGCCUGUCAGGUAACCUCGUGUGUUUUUUUAGAGAAAAAAAAUGUUAUCAUUUCAUCCACGAGGGUGCUGGGGCGUGGGCGGCCGGUGUAUUGGCUGUCCCAUUGUCUGGGCUGGCUGUGAAAUAUAUCUGUAUUUAGCAUUAUCUCAUAACUCGUCGCACUUUUUUCUUUCUUCCUCCCUUUAUUUCGUCACUCCCAUACCUUUUUCAUUUUUUCGUACAUUUACAUUUUAUACCUUCGUCUUAUUUGGUGCUCACUUUUCCAUUGUUAUAUUUGAGCUGACAUCAUCCGUACCUUGUUCUUAUCCUUCUUUUGUGAUUGGGUCACUUUUUCGGUUGUGCCGAUUCACAGUGUCCUGUGCUGUCGUUUUUGUCUUUUAAAUUGCUAUGUCGUCACGUUUUACAGUAUGUCCUUGCAUCAUGCAAAUGCCAACAUGUCCUAUGUUGUCUUACUAGAAGUUAAUGGGAUAGGUUUCCUACAGCU
Molecule: messenger RNA, 1035 nt
Organism: Serpula lacrymans var. lacrymans S7.9
Lineage: Eukaryota; Fungi; Basidiomycota; Agaricomycetes; Boletales; Serpulaceae
Exons: 2
Coding region: 22-540 (172 amino acids)
Biological process (GO): regulation of DNA-templated transcription
Molecular function (GO): zinc ion binding; DNA-binding transcription factor activity, RNA polymerase II-specific
Source: RefSeq, a predicted model, not a curated record